AUGAAGCUGAAGCGCGCAAAGGCAUACAAAAAGCAGCUGCACCAGUACGAACUCAACUUUGGAUUCCGCGAGCCCUACCAAGUCGUGCUCGACUCGCAAAUCCUGCAAGAUGCAUACAAUUCCAAGAUCGACCUGGUUGCGCGCAUACAGAAGAUGCUCGGCGGCCAAGUAAAGCCCAUGAUUACGACCUGCGACAUGCGACACCUCUACAAUGCGAAGCCCAAGAACGAGACGCUCAUAUUGCAGGCGAAGGAAUACGAGCGCCGCCGCUGUAACCAUCAAGACCUCGACGAACCACUCAGCACCCUCGAGUGUCUGAGCUCGGUAGUAGAUCCCAAAGACAAUGCGACAAACAAGCACCGGUACGUCAUUGCGGCCAAUGACCCGGAUACGCGCGCAAAGAUGCGAACAAUCGCCGGUGUACCCAUCAUAUACUUGGCCAAGUCUAUUGUGCUCAUGGAGUCCAUGGCCGACAUCACAGAGCAACACCGCGAGCGAGAGGAAAAAUCAAAAUUCAAGCUGGGACUGAAAGGGCAGCGCAAACCAGAUGCGCCAUUGAAGAGGAAACGAGAAGACGAAGGCCAGGGGGGAGAGGGAAGUGGCUCUAUUGCGAAUCAAUCUACAGGAGAGGCAAAGCCCAAGGCAAAGAAGCGAAAAGGACCAAAGGGUCCCAACCCACUGAGCGUCAAGAAGCCCAAGAAGGAGAAGGCCGCUACACAGCCGAAUGCGACUAAGAAGUCACAGCCAUCCACGUCAAAAGCGAACGGCGGAGGUAGCCAGGAAGGCGAGCGCGAAGACUCUGCACCUCGCAAGAGGAGGAGAAAGCACAGGCCCAAGGCUGAGGGUGGUGAUGACGCACAGGGUGGCGACGGACCUGCUUCGCCGUGA
Molecule: messenger RNA, 888 nt
Organism: Exserohilum turcica Et28A
Lineage: Eukaryota; Fungi; Ascomycota; Dothideomycetes; Pleosporales; Pleosporaceae
Exons: 2
Coding region: 1-888 (295 amino acids)
Cellular component (GO): nucleolus; small-subunit processome
Molecular function (GO): small ribosomal subunit rRNA binding
Source: RefSeq, a predicted model, not a curated record